This is a messenger RNA of Phaedon cochleariae (mustard beetle), 1663 nucleotides long. NCBI's taxonomy places the organism in Eukaryota, Metazoa, Arthropoda, Insecta, Coleoptera, Chrysomelidae. The record is from the annotation of a GenBank genome assembly.
UUCCGGUAGUGCAAAUCUAGAAAUACGCACGAGUCCACACUGUUUAUAUAUUAUUUUUAGCCACAGUGAAGUGCAGUUGAUUGAUAAAUUCUAGGUUAGAGGUUUGUGACUUCAGAAGAUAAUCGUAUCCACGAUGAAUUUUCAGAGGUGUGUGCUGCCUAUUUCUGUGCUCCUUUUGUGUUUCCCUCAUGCUUCGCAUUCAGCAACAAAAAAAGGGUGUUCCUUGAAUAUUUUCCGGAAUCCAAAUGAGAAACUAUUACCUUUAUUCGCAUACAACAACUCGAGAGAUUUUAGUUUCAUUGUACCGGAGCAUGGACACAUCAAUUUGAACCACGGUGAUGGAAUAACUCUUUCCUGCCCAGGUCGGAAAAAUUCACUGCCAGCAACAAAGUCUAACUCAGGUUAUGCAACAUGCAUUCAAGGCACCACCUUGAAAAUCUCCAAGAAUUCAUUCGAUUUUGAUGAACUCCUUUGUGAGAGGUCCGUUCAAAGUGAGGUCCAGAAAACUGAAGUAUCAUGUGGUAAUAGGAGGGGAAAAAUUAUGAAUAUUGGUCACCAAGUUACGGAAAGUUACUUCAGAACAUUAUUCGAAGUAUGUUAUGAUGAAGAAGAAGGCACCACCUUGUACACUAUGCAUACAGUUAAUGGAAAAGAAAUUAAAUAUGCUUCGAAGACAUCAGAACGUCCAACCUUCAGUACAUCAGGCCUUGGUCCAAGAAUUUCUGCCAAUGUUGCCUACAAGAAAGCCUUCCAGAAAUCAACAUUCAACCGCUUGCUUGGAUCUGCACAAGCAGCUGAACGAUAUAUUACUUCAAAGUCCUUUCUUGCUCGAGGUCACCUAUCUCCAGAUGCGGACUUCCUUUUUGCCAGCUCCCAGUUCACUACUUAUUACUAUAUCAAUACGAGUCCGCAGUGGCAGGUUAUAAAUGGUGCCAAUUGGGUCAGUUUAGAAAAUGCUAUCCGCAGAACUGCAGAGCAUUACCAAGAUACUUUCACGAUUAUAACAGGAACUUAUGACAUCUUGAAACUACCUGACGAUGAUGGAAACGAAAUCUCAAUAUUUCUGGUUUCAAAAAACAAGUUACCGGUGCCAAAAUUCAUCUGGAAAAUCAUUUAUCAUGAAGACUCCCGGAAAGGAAUAGCAUUGGUGAGCCUUAAUAAUCCAUUCAUCAACAAGAUCACCCAAGACUUGAUUUUGUGUGAGGAUAUCUGUGAACAAAGUGGAUGGGCAUCAGAUAAAUGGAUGAAUACGACAAGAGGUUACGUUUAUUGUUGUGACAUCAAUGAAUUUACUAGGACUGUUAGGAGUGUGCCUCGAAUAAAUGUUUCAGGAUUGUUGACUGGAAUAUUAUCAUGAGAGAUUACCAAUAUAUAACAUACAUGAAGUAUACACAUUGUUUUACUCAUCGACUGUCAAACAACAAGUUUUGUAAUUCAGACGGAUCACUCUUUCUCAGACAGCCAGCUGACUCUAUAUCAGCUGACUACGGACUAUCAUAUUCUUUUUUUUUAGGAUUGCAAUUGAAACUUUGAUACGCGAACAAAAGAGUAGCAAGUACAAUGAUUGACAGUGUUCAAUUUCAAAUGUUAGUAGAUACUAAAUCAACCAUUAAUGAAUAGUUUCGACACAGAAAUAUCCUAGAGAGGAAAAAUCUCGAUUUUG